Messenger RNA from Torulaspora delbrueckii, 1320 nucleotides. Its product is annotated as dihydroorotate dehydrogenase 2. Gene Ontology annotation, cellular component: cytoplasm; mitochondrial inner membrane. The record is from RefSeq and is a predicted model, not a curated record. The transcript has a single exon. Lineage: Eukaryota; Fungi; Ascomycota; Saccharomycetes; Saccharomycetales; Saccharomycetaceae. Gene Ontology annotation, biological process: 'de novo' pyrimidine nucleobase biosynthetic process; pyrimidine ribonucleotide biosynthetic process. Bases 1 to 1320 code for a protein of 439 amino acids. Gene Ontology annotation, molecular function: dihydroorotate dehydrogenase activity.
AUGUUUGCUAGAAACGGGUUUCAACUGGCCACUAAAAGGUUUAUCUUCAAGGGUAGCCCUCGUCGCCAAACUUUGAAGUCGAAUGCUGCACCAAGAGCUUUACUAUAUGCUACCGGUUUACUGGGCGCCAGUGCGGCCUGUUUCUUUCUAAUGGACUCAAGAUCUGCUGUCCAUCAAUAUAUGUUCUGUCCAUUGAUCAGGUUGUUGACUCCCGAUGCAGAAGACGGCCACAAGGUGGGUAUCUGGCUGAUGAAAUGGGGAUUGGCCCCCAGACUAUUCUUUGACAAAGACCCCGAGUCUUUACAUGUGAACGUCUUUGGAAAGACGCUAACCAACCCAAUCGCUUGUGCUGCUGGCUUGGAUAAAGAUGGCGUGGCCGUUGAUGCUAUUUUGGCUACUGGAUUCGGAUACGCUGAGGUCGGUAGUGUUACACCAGAAGCACAACCAGGUAAUCCUAAGCCAAGGUUCUUUAGGCUGCCACAGGAUGAUGCUGUAAUUAACAGAUAUGGAUUCAAUUCGAGUGGGCACAACGCUGUGUAUGAGAAUCUGGCUGAACGUGUGCUUAAAUUUGUGAGAUCCUAUGCUAGUGACAAGGAAACUAUUCAGAACCUUUCUUUGAACAAGGGCAAAUUACUAGCUAUAAAUCUGGGUAAAAACAAGAACGGUGACACCGUGAAGGAUUAUUUGAAAGGUGUGGAAAGAUUUCAAUCUUUAGCCGAUGUGCUGGUAAUCAACGUCUCAUCUCCUAACACACCUGGUUUGAGAAAGCUGCAGGAUUCAUCUACUUUGACUAAUCUUUUAACUCAAGUGGUAGCCAAGAGAGAUUCAUUAGUGAAUAAUGGUAAUGCCUUGGGCCAAUCAGCUCAUAAACCGCCUAUCUUAGUAAAAGUGGCACCUGAUUUGACGAAGACGGAGCUUCAAUCCAUCGUUGAUUCUGCCAAGAAAUCCAAGGUUGACGGUAUAAUUGUCUGCAACACGACCAUUCAAAGACCAAAAUGUUUAAUUACUCAAGAGAAAAGUACUAAAGAUCAAGUUGGCGGUCUAUCGGGUAAACCUUUGAAACCCAUCGCUCUUGAUGCUUUGAGGACAGUUGCCAAAUAUUCUAAAGAUUCUGAUUUAGUUUUAAUCGGAUGUGGUGGUAUCUCAAAUGGUAAAGAUGCCAUUGAGUUUGCCAAAGCAGGUGCCACCUUCGUUCAACUAUAUACCGCUUUUGCGUACGCUGGUCCUGGUUUGGUUGCUAAGAUCAAAGAUGAAGUCGCUGAAGAGUUGAAGAAAGAGGGCAAAACAUGGACAGAAAUAAUUGGCCAGGACAACAAAUGA